AUGCAGUCCAUUCUACAACCCAUCCUCGGUCCUCAUAAGGAGAUCCAUGAUCUCACUGGCCGUGUCGCCCUCAUCACUGGCGGUGCACUAGGCAUAGGGUACGAGAUUGCCCGCGCGUUCGUUCUCAAUGGCGCCAAGGUAUACAUGACCAACCGCAAAGAAGAACAAGGCCAAGCUGCGAUCGAACAAAUCAAGAAAGAAGCCGGCGAGAAUGCGCAGAUCGAGUGGUUCCCCUGCGACAUGGGGAACUUGAAUGAAAUCAAGGAAGUGUUUGAAGACUUCCGGAAGAAGGAAGAUCGACUAGAUCUUCUUAUUCUCUCGGCUGGAAUCAACGUCAACCAAUACGGUGAAACACACGACCACAUCGAUCGCCAUUUCGAAGUCAACUGGCUGGGCCAAUUCUAUGUCGUGAACCUGGUCUACCCGUUGCUGAGAAAGACGUCCAAGUUACCGAAUACCCCUGCGCCCAGAAUCGUCUUCGAGACCUCAGAGCAGCAUCGCAUGGCGCCUAAGAAUGUUCAUUUCGCUACGCUAGAGGAGAUCAACAACCCCGAGGUCGGCAACCUGGAGCUUUACGGUCGGACGAAGUUGGCCAUUAUUCUUGGCGUGAAGUACGGACUGUUGGAUCGGGUAAUCAAGCCUAACAAUGACAACAUCUACGCGCUGUCUGUGCAUCCAGGCGCUGUAAACACAGCAAUGCAACAACAAUGGAAGGACGCAUAUCCCGGCCUCUUGGGCAAGCUUCUAACCACAGUAAUGCUGGCAGCCGGUCGAACACCCGAGCACGGCUCCUUCAGCGCACUGUAUGCGGCGACAAGUCCCGAAGUUGAAGAGAAGGGUUGGAACGGAUACUACUUCAGUGACCCUGCACAGCCCGGAAAGGAGUCUGCGCAGGCGUCAGAUCCUUCGUUGGGUGCUGCAUUAUGGGACCUCAGUCACCGGAUCAUCAAGGAGAAGCUUCUAGAAUGUAGCUCAAUAUUGCAAGUUUCUUUCGAUGGUGUCAUCAGCUACUGCGAAUGUCGCUCCAUAAUCAUCCCGGAGAAUCUCACUUUCUCUCCUUCAAUAUACAUCUUCUCAAUUUCCAUGAGUAUACUGCCUACAAAUUCUGAUCAUCCACCUAAAGUCAGUAUAUGUUCUACGGGCACAAUCUUAUUUCCGCCGGACUUAAUAUCACAAGUUUCUCCCAUGCUAUUGCACCAGUCCCCCUCCCGGGGUAUGCAUCGAAGCGCGGUUCCGGCCCGUUGCCGGCCUCCCAGUGGCCCACCGGUCUCUGCUUGCAACGAUCCCGGCCACCACGGGAAUUGGUCGCUGCUCGCUAAAAGCCGGGCGGAAGCUAUCUCCGGCAAUGAAGGAUCUCUAGCCCAGGUAUAG
Messenger RNA from Aspergillus niger, 1371 nucleotides. RefSeq lists its product as uncharacterized. The transcript has 5 exons. Bases 1 to 1371 code for a protein of 456 amino acids. NCBI's taxonomy places the organism in Eukaryota, Fungi, Ascomycota, Eurotiomycetes, Eurotiales, Aspergillaceae. The record is from RefSeq and is a predicted model, not a curated record.